Clupea harengus (Atlantic herring) is the source of this 2672-nucleotide messenger RNA. It is a transcript of the gene hs3st1, whose product is annotated as heparan sulfate-glucosamine 3-sulfotransferase 1. NCBI's taxonomy places the organism in Eukaryota, Metazoa, Chordata, Actinopteri, Clupeiformes, Clupeidae. Gene Ontology annotation, molecular function: [heparan sulfate]-glucosamine 3-sulfotransferase activity. The record is from RefSeq and is a predicted model, not a curated record.
GUUAUGUACUCUUCCUCGAGAUUGAAAAAGAUAUGCAAACUAUUUAUUCGGUAGGCUGAGUCACGGAGUGGGAGGGAUUUACGAAGAGCGUAUCACCGUGAAGUAGUGGGCGUUUGUGUGUGAGCCACAAGCGAUAUCUAAGUGAGACAGUCAUUUCUCCUGCAGACGAGGGUUGAAGUUUCGCUCAGAAGGAAUACGCAGCGUUGAGGUUGCCAGGUGUUUUGGCAAGGCUCAGUCUCUUUAUUUUCGGCGACUGUUGAAUUAAAAAGACACAAAUAGCUCACCUGGACUUUUUUUUGAAGAUCGUCUGUCUGCUUAUCAUCCAGCCGUGAUAGGAUGACUUCCUGGCAACAACAAACUCUGAAGCUCAAGUGAGAAGGACUAGCCGCAGAGGAGAGAGCCAUCCUGCCGUUUUCCCACCCGGAUCGAGGUGCUCUGGCGGCGUCUCUUUCAAUGUGGGAUACGCUCUCGCCCCGCUCGCCAGGCUGAAGUCCACGCGCUUGAGGUCCUCCCUGAUGGCGGCCUUCCUCCUCGGGCUGCUCCUCUUUGUCACUCAGUCUCCCCCCGUGCCGUCUAGGCCCACGCACCCCGGCGAUGUGCCCCCCUCCCCGGCCCCCGUGCAGCCCGACCCCUUCGCCCUCAACGACUCCUCGCCGUCAGCGCACCCCAACGGCACCCUCCAGCAGCUGCCCGCCGUCAUCAUCAUCGGCGUCAGGAAGGGCGGCACGCGGGCACUCAUCGAGAUGCUCAGCCUGCACAGCGCCGUGGCGGCUGCCCAGAACGAGGUGCACUUCUUCGACUGGGAGAGCCACUUCCAGCGGGGACUGCCCUGGUACCUCUCCCAGAUGCCCUUCUCCCUCCCCGAGCAGACGACCGUGGAGAAGACCCCGGCCUACUUCACCUCCGCCAAGGUCCCCGAGCGCGUGUGGCGGAUGAACCCGGACGUCAAGCUGCUGCUCAUCCUGAGGGACCCCACUGAGCGCGUGCUGUCGGACUACACCCAGGUCUACUACAACCGGCUGCAGAAACACAAGCGUCUGCAGCCCAUCGAGUCGGUGCUCCUCAAAGACGGGGAGAUCAACCUGGACUACCGGGCCCUGAACCGCAGCCUCUACCACCUGCACAUGGAGAACUGGCUUCGCUAUUUCCCCCUGGACAGCAUCCACGUCGUGGACGGGGACCAGCUGAUUAGGGACCCGCUGCCCGAGAUGAAGCAGGUGGAGCGGUUCCUGGAGCUGGAGCCUCAGAUCAACGCCUCCAACUUCUACUUCAACAAGACCAAGGGCUUCUACUGCCUGCGGGACCACGGGAGGGAGCGCUGUCUGCACGACUCAAAGGGCCGGGCGCACCCCCUCGUGGAUCCCAGCAUCCUGCAGAAGCUCUUCCGAUACUUUCAUGAACCAAACCGCAAGUUCUUUGAGCUGGUGGGGAGGACGUUCAACUGGAGUUGAGUAUACCGAGUAUACUUGGGAGAAUUUUCUUUUUCCUCCUCUGACUUUUUUUGCAUAUUAUAUAAGAGUGAACCCAGGGAAGAAAACAGACCAUCCUCUGUAUCUAUUUGUAUGGGAUGUGUUUUAAGAGGGUUCAGCAGAAAUAACUUAAAAUAAUUUUUCUAUACUUUUUUUAAAAAGGUAAAUGUAAAAAUGAUACUGCUUGUAUCAAGUUGAUACUAUGACAGAUUUAGCUGCACAUUCAGUGUGCUUCUGUGAUUAAGUGUCACUGAUGUAUUUCAGCCGGUUUCGUGAUUCCGCAGUUCAGUGUUGAAAUCCCACCGUACGGGCUGUAUUUGCAUUUGUCCGCAUGUAUGAAGAUAAUCAGGGCUGACAAUGAAAACGGAUGUCUGAUUAACCCUGAAUAUUUCCAUGGGGGUCAUAGACUACUUUUUGCCUCUCCUUAAAUAUUCUCCAGUUAGUUACCGUGCUGUGCAGGAGUUUCACAUCUAUAGUAUAAAUGUAGUGUAUAAGCUAAAUGUAUUUUUAUACUCCUUGCAUAGAAGGGUAAAGUGAGAACAUUAUAUCAUCAUCGUCAUCAUCAUGGUGUAACAUACUAUUCUGUUUCACUCCUGUUCUGUGUCCACUGACUGCACAUUCACAAUGCUCUGGUUCAUCCUUCCAAACAAUGCUGUGAAGAAAAACAAAAAAUUAAAAUAUAAUUGCCAUGUAAACAUGUUUUUGUUGACAAGUCUGCUGCCACUAUGAGUACCGUGUGUUUUGACCCAGAUAGCUUGGGUUAAUUGAUUUUGUGAGCCUCUGGGUGGGUCUGGAUGUGUUUGUAUUUGUCAGACGGAGAGGGUCUGGCGUGUGCUGUUUCACAUGGAAUGGGCAGACUACUUUAAGGGGAAGAAUGAUGAAUGUUAUCAGGUAUUUUUCUCCGUUAGUAACCUUCAUGUAUGCAUUUAAUUCACUAGUGCGAUGAAGUUUGUUCCUGUAUUACUCCUCAAAGCCUGACAUCAGUUUAUAUGUCAAAGCUCUGAAAUAUUCAUUGCUGCUAUGUUUUACGGUAUUACUAUUUUCUAUUAUUAUCUAUGAUUCUCUCUGUCUGUCUUUUUUUUUUUUUUCACGGAGCGUGCUCAAGCAGAAAAACUGCUUUCAUCUGUUCUCAACCAUAUAUUGUAAAUAUUAUUACUUUCUAAGUGAAGGGUUAUCACAUUAAUAAAAUAGUAUUUUGUAUUA